Vittaforma corneae ATCC 50505 is the source of this 837-nucleotide messenger RNA. Its product is annotated as dimethyladenosine transferase. Gene Ontology annotation, molecular function: rRNA (adenine-N6,N6-)-dimethyltransferase activity. Lineage: Eukaryota; Fungi; Microsporidia; Nosematidae. Gene Ontology annotation, biological process: rRNA methylation. The transcript has a single exon. Gene Ontology annotation, cellular component: mitochondrial matrix. The record is from RefSeq and is a predicted model, not a curated record. Bases 1 to 837 code for a protein of 278 amino acids.
AUGGGGGACAUUAAGCUCAAAAAAUCAGAAGGACAGCACAUUCUGAAGAACCAUGGAUUGAUAGAUACAAUAAUAGAAAAGGCUCAUGUAAAGCAUACAGAUACCGUUCUAGAGAUUGGUGCAGGCACAGGGAGUAUCACUUUGAAGCUACUUCAGAAAGCAAAGAAAGUAAUUGCAUACGAGACAGACAAAAAACUGGCAAGAGAGCUUAUACAUAAGGUUAAUAUGGCAGCGGAGUUUAAAAAUAAACUUGAACUGAUUCAAUCAAAUGUUCUUCGUCAAAAUAUUCCUCACUUUGAUCUUUGCAUAUCCAAUAUUCCAUUCAAUAUAAGCUGCCCCAUUAUUCUUAAACUGAUUUCAUAUGACUUUAAAUGUGCCUAUAUAUUGGUUCAAAAGGAGUUUGGAGAUAGACUUACUGCAAGGCCAGGGUCUGAUGAGUACAGUAGACUUUCAGUUAUUGUACAACUGCUUGCCAAUGUCGAGCAUGUUAUGAAGGUUUCAAAAAACAGCUUUAUGCCGCCGCCCAAGGUUGAUACAUGUUUUAUGAAAAUUGAGCCUAAAAUCCCUAGACCGCCCAUAAACAUAAAUGAGUUUGAUGUAUUGUUGAAAGCGUGCUUCGGAAGAAAAAACAAAACACUUUUGGCCAAUUUAAAAACGCCUCUAAUCCAAGGAAAGAUUACGAAAGUACCUGAAUAUUCCAAUCUAAAUCCUGCCAGCAUUAUAGACCAAAUUGUAGAUAGUAUUGGAUUAACAGAUGCACGCACCUCUAAAAUGGGCAUUGAUGAUUUUCUGCUUUUACUUUUAGAAUUUAAAAAAGCCAAUAUACACUUUGAUUAA